AUGGGCAGUAGAGACUUGGAGAGCACCGGCAAGAUGGUGUUCAACAUCGCAAAGGCGGACGAUGGGGUCGCCGCCCGACUGGGCAGCCUCAAGCUGGCCAAGUCGGCACCGCUGGAGACGCCCAACUUCAUCGACAUCACUUCCAGAGGCGCCAUUCCUCAUCUUACCACCGAUGUGAUGACAAAACAUACUCAGGUCCGAGGUGCAUAUAUGGCGAUCGAAGACUUCGUAGAAAAAUAUGUCAAGCGACCUGCCCCAGCAAUCUUUGCUGCAUCUGAGGGUGGCCGCAGCCGGCUUCACUCGUACACGGGCUUGCCUUCCGAAAUCAUCACGAUCAUGGGCGCCCGCAGAUAUCCUGCUGUCGUAGCACCUAUGGGUAAUGGAGCCAAGCACCUUUCUAUACUUACGUCGACUGGGUUCCAAAGCCUCGAGAUUGAGCGUUACUGCGACAACAUCUUGUCUCUCAGGCCCGACAUAGUCAUUCCAUUAGCCGACCUGACGUUUGACAAGGGCACCAGAAGUAACAAACGUCUACGUCGCAUGCUGGAACGCACCGACGAGUGGGUCGAAGCCUUUUUCAAGACUUUGGACCCUGAUACCGAGUUGACUCCAUUGGGAAUACACGUCUUUGCACCAACGCUGCCGAUAGAAUAUCCACUGCAAUGGGAAUAUCUCAAUCGCCUGUCGGAAGAUCACGCACACAAGCUGUCAGGACUUGUUGUAUACGAUGCCGAUACUCUGGCUGAUCUUGAAGCCCACUCUCCUUUGGUAUCGCUACCACGCCUUUCCAUGGAUUCGCCUUCUUCACCUCACGAAAUUCUCCGCCAGAUUCAACUGGGCAUUGAUAUCUUCGCAAUUCCCUUUAUGAAUGGUGUUUCUGACGAAGGGAUUGCCCUAACCUUUCAAUUCCCCGCACCACCAAGGAUAGGUCCUGACAACCUGCCUUUGGGCAUAAACCUAUGGUCCAAAGAACACCAAAUUUCAGUAACACCACUGGCAGAUGGCUGUAGCUGCUAUGCUUGCACGAAGCACCAUCGUGCGUUCAUCUGCCAUCUCCUCGAUGCGAGGGAAAUGUUGUCCUGGACGUUACUUCAGAUUCACAACCACCACGUCCUUACCGAGUUCUUUAAAGGGAUCCGUUCCGCCAUUGGUGACGGCACAUUUGAUCAAAAGGUCGAAGACUUUGCUCGAGUAUACGAUCCCGAACUUCUCCACAGCACCGGAGAACGCCCGCGCACUCGAGGAUAUCACUUCAAGUCCGAAGCUUCUCAGCCAAAAGCUAAUGUGGCUCCUUGGCGUGCGUACGAGGACAGUAAUGGCGACGACCCGACGUUGGCAAAAGAAGUCGCAGGUUUAGUCGUGACAGGAGGUCCUGAAGUGGACGCUGAAAGUCCACUCAUCCCAGGAGCAUCGGCUACCGAACUUGACCGCAAUGGUUUUGCUGAGAAGAGUUUUUGA
This is a messenger RNA of Pestalotiopsis fici W106-1, 1458 nucleotides long. RefSeq lists its product as uncharacterized. Gene Ontology annotation, molecular function: tRNA-guanosine(34) queuine transglycosylase activity. The transcript is spliced from 2 exons. Bases 1 to 1458 code for a protein of 485 amino acids. Lineage: Eukaryota; Fungi; Ascomycota; Sordariomycetes; Amphisphaeriales; Sporocadaceae. The record is from RefSeq and is a predicted model, not a curated record.